AUGACCAUGACUACCAUGCCAGAGAGUCUAAAUAGCCCCGUCUCAGGGAAGGCUGUCUUUAUGGAGUUUGGGCCGCCCAGCCAGCAAAUGUCUCCUUCUCCCAUGUCCCACGGACACUAUUCCAUGCACUGUUUACACUCCGCGGGCCACUCUCAGCCUGACAGCUCGUACAGCACAGCUUCGUCCUUCUCCCGACCGCUGGGCUACCCCUAUGUGAACUCGGUCAGCAGCCACUCGACUAACCCCUACAUCAGUUCAGUGCAGUCCUACCCCAACAGCUCCAGCCUGACUCAGACCCGGUUAGAGGAGACAGGGGCCGAAUCGGAGAAAAGCACUGUGGUAGAAGGAGGGGAAGUUCGCUUUAAUGGGAAAGGGAAAAAAAUCCGCAAACCCAGGACUAUUUAUUCCAGUUUGCAGCUACAGGCUUUGAACAGGAGGUUCCAGCAAACUCAGUACCUGGCUCUUCCCGAAAGAGCCGAGCUCGCAGCAUCUCUGGGACUCACCCAGACCCAGGUGAAGAUUUGGUUUCAGAAUAAACGCUCCAAAUUCAAGAAGCUGAUGAAGCAAGGAGGGGCGGCCCUGGAGAGCAGCGCCUUGACCAACGGCAGGGCUCUCUCGGGCAGCUCGCCACCGGUGCCCCCGGUGUGGAAUACCACCUCCGCCUCCGGUAAGGCCUCGUCUGGGACCCCGGGCGCUUACAUCCCCAGCUACACGUCGUGGUAUCCUUCGGCCCACCAAGAAGCUAUGCAGCAGCCGCAGCUCAUGUGAUUAUAAACCCAUUUUCCCCUACCGCAAGCACCAUCGGUCCCAAAAA
This is a messenger RNA of Colius striatus (speckled mousebird), 814 nucleotides long. It is a transcript of the gene DLX1, whose product is annotated as distal-less homeobox 1. Bases 1 to 768 code for a protein of 255 amino acids. Lineage: Eukaryota; Metazoa; Chordata; Aves; Coliiformes; Coliidae. Gene Ontology annotation, molecular function: RNA polymerase II cis-regulatory region sequence-specific DNA binding; DNA-binding transcription factor activity, RNA polymerase II-specific. The transcript is spliced from 3 exons. Gene Ontology annotation, biological process: cell differentiation; negative regulation of transcription by RNA polymerase II; embryo development. The record is from RefSeq and is a predicted model, not a curated record.